AUGUCGACGACUGCGCCUACGACAAUGGAUCAGGCCCUUAUGGGCCGCAAGACGGGGUGGUUUGCGGAUCGAGGCAUCAUUACCAUCAAUCUUCUCUUGGUGUUGUGCCAGAUCUCGUCGUAUGCUACUGGUUACGAUGGGUCUAUGAUGAACGGAUUACAGUCUCUUGAUGAGUGGAAAGAGUUCUUUCAUCAACCUGGCGCCAGUACCUUAGCUUUGUAUGCUUCUACGACAUAA
Messenger RNA from Parastagonospora nodorum SN15, 237 nucleotides. RefSeq lists its product as hypothetical. Bases 1 to 237 code for a protein of 78 amino acids. The record is from RefSeq and is a predicted model, not a curated record. Lineage: Eukaryota; Fungi; Ascomycota; Dothideomycetes; Pleosporales; Phaeosphaeriaceae. The transcript has 2 exons.